UCCUGGAUUUCUGUAUGCGGGUAUAAUUUGAUUGAGUUUGCUCCGAUUCAGAGUACAUCUGAUCUCACGACAUAACCCCCUCCAACAUUAGGGUUUUAGAGAACGGAAUCCAAAACCUCAGAAAGAAGAAAUUUCACAAUCGACGAUGGCUUCUACGUUCCUGCGAAACUUACGCCUGUGUCAUAUUUACUAUUCCUUCAAUUCUCAAUUGAAUUCCUCUAAAUUUCGCAGUCUUCCUGCAAAAAUACUCGGGAGUUCAACACUUACUUCAAUGUCGCCGGAAAUUGUCGUCGACGAUCAAUACAGAUUGUUGCGUGCUUUUUCGAUGAAUCAUCGUUUUUUUUGCUCCAAUGCCACUAGUCCUAGCGUCAAGCCAGCGUCAAGCUCAAAUGUAGACGCCGCGCCGUCUAGUGUGUCGGGGGAGGGUAAUUCCGGAAGUAGGAAUGGAGGGGAUAAUUCCGGUGGAUCAGAGGGUGCUUCUCAGCAAGGGAAGCCUGUCCGAGGAGGGCCUGUUUCAUGGAUGAGUUUCUUUUUGCUUCUUUGCACCGGAGGUGGAUUGGUGUUCUACUACGACAGGGAAAAGAAGCGGCAUAUUGAAGGGAUAAAUAAUGCUUCAAAUGCAGUAAGACAGGGACCUUCUGUUGGAAAGGCAGCUAUUGGAGGUCCAUUUAACCUCAUUGACCAUAAUGGGAAAUCCGUGACGGAUAAGGACUUUUUGGGAAAAUGGAAUUUAAUCUAUUUUGGAUUCACCCACUGCCCUGAUAUAUGCCCGGACGAGCUACAAAAGCUUGCAUCAGCAAUUGAUAAAAUAAAAGAAAAUUCUGGAUUGGAAGUAGUGCCAGUCUUCAUUUCAGUUGAUCCAGAAAGAGAUACAGUUGAACAAGUUCGUGAAUAUGUCAAAGAAUUCCACCCAAAGUUAAUUGGCCUCACUGGUUCCCCUGAUGAAAUCAAGAAUGCAGCACGUGCUUAUCGUGUAUACUAUAUGAAGACAGAAGAAGAAGGUUCAGACUAUCUUGUCGAUCACUCUAUAGUCAUGUACUUGAUGGAUCCAAAUAUGCAAUUUGUGAAGUUCUUUGGGAAGAAUGUUGAUGCUACUUCACUUGCAGAUGGAGUAAUUCAGGAGAUAAAGCAGCACAAAAAACUCAAAGCAUAGAGGCGUGUUGCAUUUUUCUUCUCCAAAAACUUCAAAUUCUCAAGUUUUAAGCCAGAAUUUUGGACUAAGAUGUUUUUUCAGCAAGUAACAAUUUUUAUGUUGUAGCAUAUGCUGUCUAGCAAAGCACAACAAGAGUCGAGCAAUAUAUCCUUAAGUUGAACGUCUGUUGCUUAGCGUCUGCAUCUUGAAUGCCAAUUGAAGCCUCAGCCAAAACCGCAGUUUUGGUCAACAGGGCAAGUAAUGAUCUGCUUGAGAAUGCAAAUAGUUUGAAGCUCUUACAAAUUCUUCAGUUUUUAUCUGAUGAUGGGAAGUCCAGUUUGAGUUUAGCUUGGGUGCGUAUUCAACACUAACAAUUCAAGACAUGUAUUGAUUACUCUCUGUUUCUACA
Molecule: messenger RNA, 1541 nt
Organism: Sesamum indicum (sesame)
Lineage: Eukaryota; Viridiplantae; Streptophyta; Magnoliopsida; Lamiales; Pedaliaceae
Gene: HCC1
Product: electron transport SCO1/SenC family protein
Biological process (GO): mitochondrial respiratory chain complex IV assembly
Source: RefSeq, a predicted model, not a curated record